Molecule: messenger RNA, 1455 nt
Organism: Eimeria tenella
Lineage: Eukaryota; Apicomplexa; Conoidasida; Eucoccidiorida; Eimeriidae
Exons: 7
Coding region: 1-1455 (484 amino acids)
Biological process (GO): tRNA modification
Molecular function (GO): RNA binding
Source: RefSeq, a predicted model, not a curated record
AUGGAAGAGGCGAAAAAGCGAAAAGUCAAAAGAGGAAAAAGUGGCGCUCGAGGAACUGGAAUAAUGGCGAAGUACCUGGAGGAGUUCGGGCCGCAGGCGGAGGCGCCCACCGACGAGCGAGCCCCGGCGUGCUGCGCUGCUGACGAAGUUGCUGCUGGCAUUUCUGAAGAGCUGCAAAGCCUUUCUGAGCGCUCGCGGCGCUUCCAGGUCUACAGCCAACUCUUGCCCGGAGUUGCCUUUAUUCGCUUUUGUGGGGAAAAAGAUAUUCCUUCGGAGAUUUGCUGCGGGCUGCUGCAGUGCGCCCUCGACAAUCCGCACAAGUUUUCUUGCAGGCACGUCUCGCGUGUGCUGCCGGUGGACAUUUGCUCGGAGCCUUCGCUGCAGCAGUUUGCUGCUGCAUGCAAACAGCUUUGCUGCUGCUUCUUGCCUUAUUCAAACGCAGCAGCAAACAGCUGCCAAGAAGCAGCAGCAGCAGCAGCAGCAGCAGGUGACGCCGCAGGUGGAACGGCAGCAGCAGCGGCUACAGAAGCACCAGCAGCAGCAGCUGCACCAGAAGCUGCUGCUGCUGCUGACAACAGGGAUGCUGCUGCAGCAGCAAAAGCAGCAGCAGCAGCAGCAGAUGCAGCGGCAGUAGAAACGCAUGAGGCGGACCAAGCAGCAGGUGCAGCACCAGCCCCAGCAGCAGCAGCAGCAGCAGCAAAUGGCGCGAACAAUUCAACAAACAACGCAAAUGGCAAACACCCAAUUCUCAAACCCUCGGGGGCCCCCCAGGGGGCCCCCAGAGGGGCCCCAAGUGGGGCCCCAUUGGGUCUGUGUGAAGGGUCGCCAUCUGGAGUCCCUGAAGGCACUAUGAAGGGGGCCCCCCAGGGGGGCCCCCCAGGGGCCCCCCAGGGGGAGGGGCCCCCAGGGGGCCCCCAGGAGGAGGGGGCCCCUGGGGGCCCCCACGGGGGGCCCCCCGAGGGUACUUGGAAAGGGACUUGGGCGUGCGCGUUUAGCAGCAGAGGUUUUGGAACAGCAAAUAAGAAAAGUGUUUUGGAAGUUUUGGAUUCUGCAGUUGGAAAGAAUUAUAAAGUGGAUUUAAAUAAUGCAACUUUUACUUUUGUUGCAGAAGUUAACCCCUAUUUCUUUGGAGUCUCCAUCGUGAAGGAUUAUGGAAAACUUUUUAGAUACAACUUGCACAGGUGCUGCCACCCGGAAGCAGCAGCAGCAAGCAGCAGCAGCAACGGCAGCAGCAGCAAACAACAGCAGCACUGGACAGCAGCACCAGCAAACAGUAGCGACGAAGAGCAGCAGCAGGAAGAAGCAGCAGCAGCAAGCAGCAGCGACGAGCAGGAGCAGCAAGAAGCAGCAGCAGGGAACAGCAGCAGGAAACAGCAGCAGCAGCAACAAACGAAAGUAGCAGCAGCCAACAGCAGCAGCUGCAACCAGCAGCAGCAAGUAGCAGCAGCAGAAUAG